Messenger RNA from Paramecium pentaurelia, 7984 nucleotides. The record is from the annotation of a GenBank genome assembly. Lineage: Eukaryota; Ciliophora; Oligohymenophorea; Peniculida; Parameciidae.
AUGGGAUAGUUUUUAGGGCAUUUACAAAAUGCAUAACCUCCCUAAUCAAAUCCAUUACUUAAUAAUUCAAUAUCAAAAUUACGUGAGUAUCAUGGGUCUUUUCAAUCUGUUUGUGAUACUUUUAGUAUAGAUUUGACAGAGUUUGAAUAGAUAUUUGGAAGUAAUGAAACAAUGUUUUAAAUAUGGGAUACAGAUAAUAAUGGGUAAUAUAGUAAUGAAUAUGUAUAGAUUGAUCAAUGCAUUGGAAUUGUUUUCAGGUUUAAUCAUUUUUGCAGAAAGUAAUUUUGAAGAGAAGGCGCGAUUUUUAUUUGAUCUAUUUGAUUUUAAUGAAUUGAAUUCUUUGAGUUUAGUAAGAAUAUAUGAUAAAUUAAGAUUGAUUUGGAUUUUAUGUUGUUAUCAUGUGCAAAUGCAACAUUCAAAAUAAUGCAGAUAAAUAAUGAAGUUAAUGAAGAAGAAAUCUCAGAUUUCUUAAGUAAUUUUUUUUCGGACAAUUAAAGAGUAAAUAUAAGUUAGUUUUUGAAAUGGUGUGUAAAGACUGAUGAGAUUAGAUAAUUUCUUUAAUUAAUAAAAAAGGAAGCUCCUGAAUUGAAAGUUACAGCACAGACAGAAUAACUUAGUUAGAAAAUAGAUGUUCUAAGAUAAGUAUUUAGUAAGGAGUUUGGUAAGAAACUCUUAUUACCAGAUUCGAAGCGUCCCUACUUUGAUUAGAGAGGUCUUGGGUAUUAAUAAGUAAGUAUUUUAGGUCAAUUUUAUCAUCUAAGGCAUAUCAUUCAAAGAUCUAAUGGAUUAGUAGUUUGGCAAAAAAAGUGUAUGCUCCUUAACCACAAGUGUUUUAGAAGGAUGUAUAUGCUAAAAUGAAUUGGGUAUAUGGAUUUAGAGGGAAAGAUGUGAAAAGGCCUUUACUCUAUAUAAAGAUGUAAUCUAAUACUGACACAGCAUUAAAUGAGAAGAUGAUUUUCUUUACAGCAUGUAUAAUAAUUGUGUAUUAUCCAAAAAUAAAUGAGCAACGACAUUAUUUAGAACAUGAGAGUGAAGUGAUAAGUGUAGCAGUGGCCAAUAAUUUGAGUUUGAUGGCCAGUGGAGAAUAUGCUGAGUAACCAGCUAUUCAUAUAUGGGAUAAUAAUACAUUACAUAAUAUUGGAGUGAUAAAGGGUGUUCAUUAGAAGGGUGUACAUUUAUUGACUUUUUUUGGUAAUGAUGAAUUGUUAGCAUCAUGUGGAAUAAGAGUAGCAUCUCCUAUUUUGAUUUAUAAUAUUAAGGAUUUCUCAUUAGUACUUUCAACUUAAGUGAAUGAAUUUGCAGUUGAUUUAUUGACUAUAAAGAAUUUUAUUGGUUCAUUUGGAGGUGCAUAACAUAGAUAGUAAUAAAUAAAUCAAUAGAAUUAAUUGAAUCCAUUUAAGAAAUAUGAGAACUCUUUUGUUGUUUGUACAAUAUAUUAAAUAAUUCAAUUUCAAUAUUAUGAUGGACAUUUUUUAACAAAAGAAAUUUAAUUGGAAUAAUAUAAUUUAUCAUCACCUUUAACUUGUGCAACAGCUUUGAGAAUAUAUUCAAGAGAUCCUUAUUUAAAAGCUUAUCAAUCUGAGGAAGGAGAGGCAAUAGUAAUAAUAUCAGGACAUUAAAAUGGAGCAGUGAUUUUGUGGGAGAACUUUGAGAGGAUGGAUUUGAUGACUUCUUAUAAGGAUUAGAUAGUUUGUAUUACUAGUUAUCAAUUUGGUAUUAUAAUUGGUACAGAUGCUAGUACUAUUCAUUUAUGGGAUUUUAAAUUUAAGAAUAAUAUUAAGAAUAUAGAUUUAACAGCAUUUAGUUUUAAAUUAUUUAGUUAUGUUAUAAGUGAUAUAGUGGUAGCAGGAGAUAAAUUAUUAGUGGCAUCAACAGAAGGAGAUGUAGUAGAAAUCUUUUUAUAAUAAAAAUAAGAACACUCAAGCAAUUCAUUUGUUAAUAAAUUAAGAGCAAAUAGAAUUAAUUAUAUUAUUUAAUUAAGUGGAACAUUAUAGGCAUUAUGUAUAUUGGAGAGACCAGAUAGUGAUGAUAAAUUAGUAUUUUGUGCAGGAUCAUAAUCAACAGUAUAUGGAUUUUCAUUAGAGACACAUGAAAUUGUAGAUGUAUGGACUAUUGGUGAUUAGAUAUCAUCAAUGGAUUGUAUAAAUUUUGAGGAUGGAGGAGCUGUAUUUGCAUUAGGUACAGUAUCAGGUAAAGUAUAUUUGAGAUUGGAUUGGGAAGAAUCACCAAGAUGGUAUGAUUGUAAACAUUAAGUGAAUGAUUUAAAGUUUUCAUCAGAUACUUCUUGUUUAGUUUGUGCAGUAUAAGAUGCAUUUGUUUAUGUGUUCUUUUUGAAUAAUACUUCAUAUUUUUAGACUGCACCUAAGAAAAUACAUUUUGAAGGUGAAUUUCCAAUUUGUUUAGAUUUUGUUGAUGAUUGUAAAGCAUUUAUUGUAGGAACAACAAUGAAGAAUCAAUAUAAAAUAGAAUUACCUGAUUUGAAAUCUAAAAAUUUAUUAUAAGAAAAUGAGAAAUUGAAUUCAACUACUUGGGUAAUAAGAUAUCCUCUUAGUUCAAGUAGUAAUUAAAAUUCAAAGAAGGAAUAAUAUUUGCCAUUAUUGAUUGGUGGUGAUGUGAAGAUAUUUUUAGCAGCAGGAGAAGGAGGAUAUGUAUAUUUUUGGAGAGAUAGAGAAUAAUUGGAAACUAAUUGUGGUGGAUUCUUAAGAGGACAUGCUAGUAAUGUUAGUAGAUUAUAAAUGACUAAAUCUUAAGAUGUAUUUUAUACUGUAGGAACUAAUGAUAAUACAUUAAUUGAAUGGAAAAUUGAUUUUAUUAAUGAUUUAGCUGAUUUCUCUAAACCAUUUUAAUAAGAUGAUAAAUUAUAAAUAAAUAAACCUGGACUUAAUAAUUUCUCUAUGGCUUCUAAUAAAUAAGAUUUUAAUUAAACUAUUGAUGAAAUAUUCAAAAGAGAAAAAGAUUAUUGUUUUUUCUUAAAUAACAUUUCUGACAAAUUUAGAGAUAAUUUUGUUUAAUUUCGAGCCACUAAUCAAAAAAUGUUAAAUGGAUUACUAUAAGAACUUAUUCCACCAUUUGAUAAAAAAUAACAUGUUAUGAAACGAGCACCUCCAUUAUCUUUGACUCUUGAUUAUAUUUAUGGAUUCUUGGCAUAUGAUAAAAGAAGAACUCUAUUUUAUGUUCAUUUCUAUAAUAAAUAAGAAAAGAAGAGGAGAGGAGGAUAAUAAUAAUAAGAUUUGAAAUCUGAAUAAAGAAAGAGAAUGGAGUAAAUGAAUUAAUAAAGUAUUAUGUUACCUGUUUAAUUCCAAAAAGAAAUGCUAUUAGCCAAAUAAGCUUUAUUACCUUAUGAUGAUUUUCAUAAUGAUUGUUAAAGACACUUUGUUUAUAUUACUUCUAGAAUAGCAGUUGUAUAUAAUCCAUUAAACAAUCAACAAAAAUUCUAUGAAGGACAUAGAUUCAAAAUUACAUGUUUAGCUAUUCAUCCAUUAAAAUGUUUUGUGGCUACUGGUGAAAGUGCACCAAGACCAUGUAUUCAUGUUUGGAAUGUAUUCAACACUGAACCUGUAAAGAUUAUUAGGACAAAUCAUAAAAAUGGUAUCUAUGAUUUAGUGUUCUCUAGAGAUUCAUUAUUUAUUGUAAGUAUAGGCAUAGAUGAAACAUAUUCAAUAUAAGUUACAUCUUGGAAAAAUGAAACUAUUAUAGCCUUUAGAAAUUCAGGGACAUUUCCUAUUUGUUGUGUUAUGUUCAAUCCAUACAAUAGAUAUGAAUUUGCUACUUGUGGAUAUUAGAAUAUUACUAUAUGGUCAUUAUAAGGGAGAAAUCUAAUAAGAAGUUAAGUUAUAUUAUCAGAUGAAGUUAAAUAUUCAAAUGGUUGUUUUAUAACUUGUUUAAGUUACAUUUCUUAUCUCUUAAGUGAUAAAAUAGAAAGUGAUAUCAUUGUAGGUAAUAACUUUGGAGAUUUAGCUUUGGUAUCUUGUGGUAAAUACAUAGUUGUAAAAGAGAGGUAUACUAUAUAUAUUUAUUAUUUAUUAGAGCACAUUAAAAAAUGAUUAAUUGUUUGAAGAUAUCUGAAAUACUUGGAGAUAAAGUUGUUAUUAUUACUUGUGGAGAAGAUGAAUACAUUAAAAUAUGGGAUACAAAAUUUAAUUUAAUUAAUGAAUUCAAUAUCCGUAAGACUGGAUUCUUUUAAGAUGGUACUCCUGCAAUUCGUGUAUUAUAUAUAUAUCUAUUAUUUAGAAUUUAUCUGCAUAAUCAAUUGAUAUAUUUUCAUGUAAAGUACCAAAAAGACAAUUGAACGAAGAGGAAGUGGAAGAAUCACAUAAUUUAUCUGUAAUGUUGGUUGGAACAAGGAAUGGUGAUAUUUUGGAAGCAGCAUUUUAAGUAGAAUCUUAAGGAUUAAAAUUAUAAUAAAUUAGAAAAUAAGAAAGUCAUUCUGAUGAUGAACAUAGUAAUUCUCAUGAUUCUAGUGGAUCAGAACAAUAGUAGAGACAACAUUAUACAACAACAGAAACUUUGAAAUUUAAUUAUUCUAUUUACAUGAGAUCACAUUAAUCAUAAAUAUUUGAUAGCAAAUAAUAAAUAGAUUUCUUUAAUAAGAAGAUGUUUAUUACUCUUCAUCCUACUUAACCAAUUAUGGUAUCAAUGGGAGAAGAUUAAAAAUUAAUACUUUGGGAUACUGAAAAUAAUUCAUUAUUAUUAGUUAAAAAUAUGGGUAUGACUCCUACUGCUAUUCGAUUGUCACCAGAUGGAGAUUUACUUGUAAUUGGUUUUCAAAAUUCUAUGGUUGUGAUUAUGGAUUCCAAAAUUUAGAAGAACACUAUGGGAAAAGUUAGUGAACGUUAUUUGUUACCAUCAUUGGAUAUUAUUAUGAAUAUCAAAGAUAAGGAUAAUAAGACUCCUGUUUUAAAUAUAGAAUUUUCACAUAAAGGAGAUAUGCUUGCCAUUUCAUAUGAUAAUGCUCGUAGUUAAAAGGAUGUAUUUGACUCUAAAUUGGAAAAGGAAGGUUCUUUCAUAUCUGUUUGGGUAAAUAGAGGUUCUCAUCGUACAUCAAAAUAUAGAGCAACAGACAAGAAUUUAUAUUUGAAAUAUACUGAUAUUCGUUGUCCUUCACUUUAUGAAUCAUAUUAGACUGAUAAUGAUACAUAUGGUGUUGCUGCAUAUUUUAUGACAUUUAGUUAAGAUGGUAAUUAUUUAUUAAUUUAUUAUCAAUUGAUAAAUAAUCAAUAAACAAGAAUUAACAAUGAUCCUUAAGGUGUUUAUAUAAUAUGGGAUUUAAAUUCAAAUACAUCAGUCAAAAAUUGGGAGACAAUUAAGAACAUAUAAUGGAAGAAGUUGAAUUUUCCAAAUAGUUUACAUUCAUAAUAUCAAUUUUAUGAUUCUUUAAUAGGUAAUCCAAAGUAGAAGUAAGAAUAAGAGACAAAUUUGGCAAAUGAAAUAUUAAAGACUCCUGUAAUGUCAGUGAUGGUAGAUAUAUCUCCAUUUUUAAUAUGUGGAAGUACUAAUGGAGAUUUACAUUUGGUAAAAUCAUCUUGUCUUUAUUAUGAUAAAGAUUUUAUCACAGAAAUUAGUAAAAAGUAAAAAUGUUUGGCUAAAUCAUAUUCUGCUCAUGUUUCAUUUGUGAAUUAGAUAGAAACUCAUUAGAAUGCUUAAUAUCUAUAUACAACAGGUAUAUUGGAUGAAUGUAUUAUGAAAUGGAAAUUAACAGAAGAACAAUAGAAUUGGGAUUUGGAUUAUUUGAUUUAUGAUAAGAAACAAGCUGAUUUAUUUUAAGAAGUACAAGAGAAAGAGAAAUUCAAAAGUUUGUUUUCAGAAUUAUUGCCUUUACGUUAAGGUAUAUCAGAUAAAGUAAAAAAUGUGGAUGAUACUAAACAACCUGAAGUGGAACUCAAAUUGGAGAGUAUAAUAGGAAGAAGAGCUUUUACUAGAAGGAAUAAUUUAUUUUAUGAUUAUGAUGAAAGAUUGAUUUAUGUGGCAGGAUGUAAUUUGGUGAUUGCAAGUUUGGAUGAUGAAGAUGAAUAAGAUGACAAGAUUACAUCUUAAUUUAAGAAAUAUAAUGGAGGAUAAUUAUAAUCAGAGAAUAAUUCAGUGUUUUAAUAAUUCAUAAAAUUAGAUUAAUCAGAUACAUCAUCAUCACCUGAGAUUUCAUGUAUUACUUUGAGUUAAGAUAAGAAAUUAUUAUGUGCUGGUACAAUUGAAUUAAAUGCAAAAUUAUUGAUAUGGGAUAUAUGUUCAAGAACUUGUGUUAAGAAUAUUGUCAUUAAUAAUGCAGUUAUGAUAAUGAAUAUAAAAUUUGCAUAUGAUAAUAGACAUCUAAUUUGUAAUGCAAUUACUCAAGAAUAUAGAUAAGAAAUACUUUUGAUAGAUUCUGAAAAUCAUUAAGUAUUGGGAGUAGUAACAUAUACAUACUCAAUUCCAUAUAAGAUUAAAGAUUUAGAAUUCUAUCCUAAUAGUGUUUUUAGAUUUGUAACAUGUGGAGUGUAACAUAUGUCUUGUUGGUAAUUUGCAGGAGGUUCAUUAACAUUUUAAGCAAUGGAAAUUGAGAAUCCAAAAGAUUUAGUAGAAUUGGUAGAGAAUUAGAAUGAUGAAUAAGAAGGAGUUUAAGAUAAUGAAUAAGAAUAAGAUGCAUUAAGAAUAACAUUUUUAACUGUGAUAUUUGUUUAAGAUGCAAUUAUUACAGCAGGUGAAGAUGGAUUUAUUUAUGUUUGGGAUGAUAAAAAAAUAAAUAAAAAAUAAAAAGCUCAUCCAGAUUAACCUAUAUUUUGUUUAUAUACUAGUAAAGAUUCUUCUAUGUUUGUAUCUGGAGGUAUGGAUGGACGUGUUAUUUUAUGGUCUUUAAGUAAAUCUGAAUAUUCUUAUGUUGUGGAAAAGAUUUAUGAAUAUAGUAUAGCUAAUGAAUAAUUACAGAAGGUUGGAUUAAAUCCAAAUCUACAUGUUUAAUCAGUAUGUAUAGGAUAGAAUUAUAUAUUGGCAGGAACUAGAAGUGGUGAUAUUUAUGAAUUAGUAAGACCUAAUGAAUCUGAUUUGAAAUGUAAAUAUAUAUAUUUAAUAUAUAGCAUUAACAAAAAUAUAAAAGGAUAUGGUUAAAUUAAGAAUUAAUUGUACUGAUCAUGAUUAACCAAAAGUUGUAGCUUUUUCUGGUAAUGCUUAAAAAUUAUAUUCUAUAACAUAAAAGGGAUUAUUUGCAGUAUGGAAUUUAAGAAAAUUAAAACGUACAUAUUCUUUUGCAUUUGAAAAGGCAACUUUAAAUUUAAUAGUGUGCAAAUUAUCACCUAAAAUUAUUAUAGCUUUUGAAUAAGAAGUUAUUGUUUUAAAUGAUCAUGAUUAUAGUGUUAAUUCUAAUUAUUCUCUAAAAUAGAAAUCAGCUAUUUCAGAUAUGAAAUUGAGUGUUGAUGAAAAAAUGCUUGCUUUAGCUCUCUCAAGAAAUCAAGAAUAAAAUGCUAAAAUUGAAAUAUAUGAUGUUGAAAAUGAAGAAAAUAAUUUUAGAUUACUUUGUAGCAUUGACAAUCUUAAUACAAGUGUAGAAUAUUUGGAUUUCUCAACUGAUAAUUUCUAUCUAUUUUAUAAAGAUGUUUCAGAUGAAACUGCUCUUAUAGAUUUAGAUCAAUAGAAAAGAAUCAAUAGUAUGCAUAUGGAAUUUGAUUUGGAAUGGUGUAGUGAUGGAAUCAAAUUAGCUGAAAAAGCAAAAGGAGUACAUUCCUGUUAUACUGACGAAAAUAGAAUUCAUAAAAUAACAUUGAUUGGAGAUAAGUCUAUGGCUGUAAUAUAUUAUAUCUUAAAAAAUAAGGUUACUGAUGAUAUGGGAACUAUAAGGAUUUUCAAUUAUCCAUGUACUUCUGGAUAAGGAUAUAUGCGUAUAUAUACUGAUCAUAUGAUGUACAUUAAUCAAUGUGUUGCCAGUCCAGAUAAAGAAACUUUGGUUACAACCUCAGAAUAAGAUAAAUGCAUAAUGGUAUGGAAGAUACAGAAGGUUGAUGUCAAUAAUACAUAAUGA